Molecule: messenger RNA, 1064 nt
Organism: Protopterus annectens (West African lungfish)
Lineage: Eukaryota; Metazoa; Chordata; Ceratodontiformes; Protopteridae
Product: endonuclease domain-containing 1 protein-like
Exons: 2
Coding region: 45-860 (271 amino acids)
Molecular function (GO): nucleic acid binding; metal ion binding; hydrolase activity
Source: RefSeq, a predicted model, not a curated record
UAGCAUAAUAUAAAAAGCAUAUUAGUUACACUCUGCUUUAGAAAAUGUACUUCUCAAGUCUUCUGCUAAGAGUGUGUUGGGCGUGUUUCUUCUUUCCUAAUCCUGGGAAAGGAGAGGUGAUGAGAGGCAGCAAUUUUGGUAAAUGUAGAGACUUUUUCUUUAAAAGUAAGGAACCUUCAGGUAUCGUGUCUUACCAUUCAGCAAGAAUUUGCCAGCGCUACAACAACCAAUAUAAUUUUGCUACAAUGUAUGACCGAAAGCUGCGCAUUCCUCUGUAUUCUGCUUAUGUGUUUCAGCGCAAUUUUGGUGGUUGCAGAAGAAGCGAAUGGUUUAUAGAGCCCCAGCUUGUAGGUAAAUAUUAUACUAAAAGCAUGGAAGAAGAGAGGUCAUCAAGAAUUAAAAAAAAUGAGCUUCAAGAAAGUCAAGCUGUCGAUAGUGAUUAUACUACAAGUUCUUCAACAUAUGACAGAGGGCAUCUUAACCCAUGUAGUCAUCAUACCAAUCAGGAUAAUAAGACUGCUACAUUCACCCUGACCAACAUUGUGCCACAGUUAAACAGUCUAAACCAGGGUAAAUGGAGAGAGUAUGAAGAAGGACUGACGAAAAAAACGACUUCCUGCACAAAAGUAUAUGUCGUUGUAGGAGUGAUCCCAGGAAAUUCAACAAUUAACAGCAGAGUGAAUGUGCCAAAGGACAUGUGGAGUGCAAUUUGCUGUGUAAAAAACAAAACCACAACAAGUUGGGCAGUGAUCGCUGCAAAUGAUGCAAAUAAGGUUGAUGACAUUAAAGUUACUGCCCUUGAAAAGAAAAUACAAUCUUAUACUAAAAGAGGUGUAAAACUUUUCCCAGCUACAUGUUAAAUGUAUGCUGAGAAAUGUAUUAUUGCUAGUUAUUAAGAAAUGCUUUUAGGUGCAGUCUUCAAAUUUCUUUAACUUCUGAAAGAAAAAAGCUUACACAUUUUUCAAAUUUAUUCUUUAUCACUUAAUGUCACUGAGGAGAAAUGAAAUGGUCUUUUGAGUUGUUUAGUAUGCUUGUAAAGCAAGAAUAAAAUUUUUGGCUUCUUA